AUGCACGGAAUCCCCACCCAUCACCCACCCUCCCCCAUACCCGUCGCACAAACCACACAUGGCACUGCCAACACGCCCGCUGCCCCUCCCAACAACGUUGAGUUGAACCGUGAGGGCGAGAAAACCAAGAGAAAGACAGAAAAAAAAACCUUCUAA
This is a messenger RNA of Plenodomus lingam JN3, 156 nucleotides long. NCBI's taxonomy places the organism in Eukaryota, Fungi, Ascomycota, Dothideomycetes, Pleosporales, Leptosphaeriaceae. The record is from RefSeq and is a predicted model, not a curated record.